This is a messenger RNA of Impatiens glandulifera, 1109 nucleotides long. RefSeq names its product aspartic proteinase A1-like. Gene Ontology annotation, molecular function: aspartic-type endopeptidase activity. The record is from RefSeq and is a predicted model, not a curated record. Gene Ontology annotation, biological process: proteolysis. The transcript is spliced from 10 exons. Bases 3 to 1109 code for a protein of 368 amino acids. Lineage: Eukaryota; Viridiplantae; Streptophyta; Magnoliopsida; Ericales; Balsaminaceae.
GCAUGGGAACAAAGUUUAGAGCAGCAGUUAUUCUCCUUUUUCUUUCAUUCAUCCUUCUUCAGCUGGUGUUUUCUGAAUCCAACGAUGGAUUCGUUAGAAUUAGACUCAAAAAGUUUAAGUUAGAUGAAAACAAUCGGAACGCUGCUCGACUUACCAGGCAAAUACUGGAUUCUAAAAUUGCUCGCGGCAUUGUAGGGCUAAAGAAUUACAUGAACAUGCAGUACUAUGGUGAGAUUUCAAUCGGUACACCGCCACAGAACUUCACUGUAAUGUUUGAUACAGGAAGCUCUAAUCUGUGGAUACCUUCCUCAAAAUGCUACUUAUAUCCUGCGUCUCAUUUUCAUUCCAAAUACAAUGCCAGUCAAUCAAGAACAUAUAAAGUCAACGGAACAUCUGCUGAGAUAUUCCAUGGUUCAGGUUCAAUUGCUGGCAACUUUUGCCAAGACGAUGUUUUAGUUGGUGGUUUGACAAUUAAGAAUCAGGACUUCAUUGAAGCAAGAAGACUGUCCGGUUUUGUGUUUAAGUUUACCAAGUUUGAUGGUGUUCAUGGCCUUGGAUUUCAGGAGAUCUCAGCUGGAGGUGUUGUUCCAGUAUGGCACAACAUGAUGAACCAGGGUCUGAUUCAGAAUCCAGUGUUCUCAUUUUGGCUAAAUAGAAACACAAAAGAAGAGGAAGGAGGUGAACUUGUGUUUGGGGUGAUUGAUCCAAGGCAUUACAAGGGGAAUCAUACUUAUGUCCCUGUGACCCAUAAGGGUUUUUGGCAGUUUGAUAUGAGUGAAGUCUUCGUCAGGGGUCAACCAAUAGGUCCAACGGUUGUGAUUACCAUGAUAAACAAUGAAAUUGGAGUUAGAGGAGUUGUUAACCGUAAAUGCAAGACAAUCGUUGGAGUGCAUGGAAAAUCAAUUCUGAACAAGCUCCUAGUGCCACCAUCUCAGAAAAUUUGUUCCCUAAUUGGAUUAUGCUCAUUUAAUAGAAGUAAUAAUAGAAGAACUUCAGAUGUUUUACUUAUGUGCAAUACUUGUGAAAUGAUAGUUGUGUGGAUAUGGAGAGUCAAGUCCAAUCUAAAGGACCAGGUCCAGCCUCUUAGAAUGCCCAAGCCCAAAGGAUAA